UCUAUAUUUUAUUUAAACAUAUCACUAUCAGAUUGCUUUGUUUUGACUGGAACGUUAAAUAUGAUUUCAUAUACUUAAGUCAGUACCUGUUCCAUCCAAGAUGGUGGGCAUUGACUACUGUACUAAUAUAGUGACAGAUGCCUUCAUUAUUUUUAAGUCGAUGAAGAACCUAUACAUUGUAUGCUGAUGUAACCAUUUCCUGAAUUUGCAAGUACAAUCUAAAUGAUGCUGAAUCGGAUUGUUUGUCGCCCUUCCAUCAGGCCAUGCAGAUACUGUAUAUCCUGCUUUGAUAUAUUGAGUUCAGGGGUCACAACAAAUGCAUGCAUCUUUUUUUAUUUUACUUGACUUUUGUGCUGAACCCAGGCCCUGCAGAGUGUGGUGAAAUGGAUACUUACAGGCUACGGUGCCCAUUCCAGUUCUAGCCCGUUUAAAAGCCUGAUAUGCAGUAGGAUCUGGCUGAUGGCUUCACAGUGUGGCUAGUAAUUGGAGAUGGAGCAGUGCAGCUCUAAGUCAUUACAUGCUGAUUCAGUGGUGUGAUGCAAGGCCUAUUCACACGAGCUCCAUGUCCAUCUAUACACUCCACGUUAUCUACUUCUUUGAGGAUGCUUCUCUGGGUUUCUUUUUUUGCUAUGGAUAAGCCUGUUAAAACUCCCUAUCAAACCAAUAGGGAUUUAUAAAACAAACCUGUUCACACACAAUUAUAAUGAAAUACUAACUAGGAAGAGUAUAAUUAAUUUGCCCCAAUAAUCAAAACAGAAAGGGAACUUUUUUCAUCAUGACAUAAAACUUGAACAUUCUAUUUCAAGGUCUGCUUGUAAACUGCUUAUCACCAUUAAUGACAUAUUUUGUUAACCAUAUACAUGCAUAAGCCUGAUCCUCUCCAUCAUAAUUUAUUUAUACAUAUACAAAUGACAUUGAAUGAUUUACAAACCGUUAUAAUAGUUAAACUAUUAAAUAAUGAAUUCUAAGCAGUUUAAAUGCAGACCUCCAAAUAAAGUGAACCCAUACACCCAACCAUAUUCAGCCAGCAGUUGUGCGCUGAAGAUUUUUCCACCCUGAUUUCAUAAAGGAGUAGCCUGUGCCCUGACUCUCAGCUAAUCUAGGAGUUAUGAAGCUUGUACUGAGGCAGUGCCAUUGCACCACUAAAUCCAUGUAAAUCCUGUGUGACGAGGAAGUAUGAACAUGCGCCGUGUGUUAAUAGUACACCAGGAAGUGCAAGCUGAAGGAACUUCCCCCUUCCCCCCUCUUUUCUGUUGUUCUUUGCUGUCCCUUGAACUCUAAUCUAGUUUGCGGCCAGUGGACACUACCAGCCUCAAGAGUGGCACUACUCUCAUGUCCACAAUGCCAUCCUGGGCCCCUUUGGAGAGCUGAUGAUGGAGGACGACCUCAUCCGCAUUGAGAAGCAAAUCGAGAACCUGCAGGUCAUGCACAAGGUGACGGAGGUGGAAAAGGAACUGGAAGAGUUGGAGCGAGAGCUUCAACAACUUCUUCCCGUGUCUGCCGCCCUCAACCAGGAGCACUUCUACAUCAACCCCAAGCAAGUUCAUGGGCAAGCGGAAGAUCUGCCAGCCUGGUGCAGCAAAAUCUCAACGCUGCUCAAGAGCAUGGCUAUUCUCCUGGCCACCCUGGGAGGCAAGACGAUAGACAUCUUGGAUUUGAUAUCUCCCGGAUAUGCUCAGGAGGAAGGGAGUAACAAUAGGAUGGGCCAGAUGACCCCAGCAGGAUCCAUUGCCACUGGGGUCAUCGGACGAUCCCAGUCGUUCUCCACUAGGGAGGAGGUGGAGAAGGAGAUCAAGCAGUGUGGCGUCUCUGUGAAGAACCUGAAGGCCAACUAUGAGAUUCAGAACCAGUUCCAGUUUGCUGAUGACAAAACGAACCGGGUGUACAAGCGCAAGAGGUCCCUCCCUGCGGUGAGCGAGUCCAGUUAUCUCCCCGAGCCGAUUCAGGAAGAUGAGGUCCCGUGUUCCCCUGCAGAGGUCCUCCAGUCCCCUAACAAUGGAGACUUUUCUCCAGUCCAGGAAUCUCUGCCUCUGGUGGAGGAACCUGUAAUCAUGCCAUCUCAUGCUCCUCUUACAUACCAGUCUUCUGAUGUGAUCCCUCAGUCUGAUCAGUUCAACCAGGUUCUGUCUACAGACCCUAUACUGAACCACGAGCAGCUGACUCGGAGCCUGGAGGUGCAGACGGACAUGAGCUACGUCCAAGAGUGCAUUGAGAUGAGGAAGGAGCGGAUCGUCUUCUUGUUCCUGGAACACUGGCGAAAGUACACCCUCUCAGAGUCCUACAGGCCAAAGUACACAGCCAAACGGGGAAGUCUAAGGGUGGGUCUGGACGACUAUAACCGGUUCACUGCUGAUCUGGAAGGAGACACACCGAGUGAGGAUGACAAAACACUCCUAUUCAUGAAGUCCAGGCAAGUGGUAGGGAACCUGAUUGGCCACUGGAGGACCAUCAUGAGCCAGGUGCCCACUCGCCAGAUCCGCCGGCUCAGUCGGGCCCAGAUGAUCUACUGGCCGGAGCAUUUCCUGCCACACGUUAAUGGAGCACCGGUCAGCUACGAGACCCUAACCCUAGACCUCUUUAUGCUGGGCUACUUCCAACUCCUAGAGAUGAGCAUGUCACGCAGCGAGCGCAAGUUCCGCCACCUACUGUGCUACGAGAUGUUCGACCGCCUCGGAAGCUACAGCUGGGAGCUGAUUCGCCAGUUCCACCGUGAGGUCAUGGAGGAGAUUGAGCAAGGGAAGCGGGACUGGGCGGACAGCUUUGAAGACAUAAAGCAAAAGUACUUUGGUGAUUCUGCGGAUGGGGGAGGAAUGAUGACCGCCUCGCUACUUUCAAUUGCUCCUGAGGCGUCGGUUGUGCCAUUCCAGGUGCCGUUGCCUGCCCCAGAACCAAACAUGUAUUUGCCUUCGAUUGCUGUACAGGAUAGUGUCCAGCUUACUGCUCAGGACUGCAUUAACCAUGCAGAGCAGAGUGCAGUGAAGGACACUGUGGAGGACACUGUUCAGGCAGAUGUGAACACUUCUGAGCCGAGUCCAACGAAGGGGCCUAUUCAGGAUGCUGUGAAGACUGAAAGUGUAGCACAAGAGAGUGUUCCAAAAGACAGAGUUCAGACUUCUGUGCAGGAUUCAGCGCAGAAAACUGGGCAGGAUACUGUUCUGGAGGCUUUGCAAGACUCAGUAGGCCAGGUUGUGACAACUGAGACCACAGUACAGAGUGUAGGGAAGUGUGUGACGCAGGACAUUGCACCUGCUCCACUUCAAGUCACCAUAGUCACACCCGUAUAUGAACCUCCGCACAGAGAAGAGCCCAAUGAAGACUCAAUCAAACUGAUCUACGAACUGAAAGAGUUCAGCAAUGAGGAGAUCAGCAGGUACAUUGAGCGCAGCUUUGCCUUCUGGAAGGAAAAGGAAGCUGAACUGUUUGAUAUCUGACCAUCAGCGAUAAGCAGAAGAUAUGUGGAAUACUCUUUACACAAAAGUGUUAGGCUAAACAUGCUUGGACAAAGCAGGCAACAAAGCCACGAGGGAAAGUGUCAAGGAAACUAUCCUCCUAUGUGGAACAUGCUAGGGAGAGAGCUAAUCUGUGUUUUAGCCUUGAGGCCUCAGAUAACACAAGGAACUGUUACAUGGUUUCAGUAAGGAAAGGAGCAUCCAGCCUGUGAUUGGAUGUCCGGCAGUCAAAUCACUUUGUCUUGUCAACCACUGAUAUGCAAAAAAUGAUCAGAUGUAAUGAUACAGUGGAAGAGGGAGUGCUCUAAAUGCACUACCAGCAAUGACUCCCUGAAUUCUAAUUAGUCUUUGGAACAAAUAUUUUUUAUUCCAAGUUUCUUAUCUAUUAUUGGUUUGCUACAGUAGUUUUUUGAUAUCCAAAGACAGGCCCUAAUGUAGUGUGUGAGGUGGUUUUUCAUCCAAAUGUAAUAUUUAUUUUUACCUUUAUUUAACUAGGCAAGUCAGUUAAGAACAAAUUCUUAUUUACAAUGACGGCCUAGGACAUGUUAUACAUAAGGACAUGUUAUACAUAAGCAAGUCCGUUUGGACAUAAUGCAACCUACUGUAUGUAACAUAAUUUGAUCAAACAGGAAUAAUGCAGAUUUUUUUUAAUGUGAUAAUGAAGAGUUGGGCGAGGUGCCCCCUGACACCCCCCCAAGAAACUGCACCCGUGGCAUGCUCGAGUGUCAUUCUAAUGAUAUUUAUUAGAGGUCGACUGAUUAAUCGGAAUGGCCGAUUAAUUAGGGCCGAUUUCAAGUU
Messenger RNA from Oncorhynchus tshawytscha (Chinook salmon), 4247 nucleotides. Its product is annotated as espin-like protein. Gene Ontology annotation, biological process: actin filament bundle assembly. The transcript has a single exon. Gene Ontology annotation, molecular function: actin filament binding. Lineage: Eukaryota; Metazoa; Chordata; Actinopteri; Salmoniformes; Salmonidae. The coding region runs from base 1371 to 3431 and encodes 686 amino acids. The record is from RefSeq and is a predicted model, not a curated record. Gene Ontology annotation, cellular component: cytoplasm.